GUGACGCAAAAGUGUGUGAUAUUCUAUGUAGUGUGCACUCCAGACGGCUAGGUGGCAAUGUGAAGCACUGACACACAACAACACCAAGUCUGCGCGCCUGCGUACAAACUUCUUACUACUUCUCUCCCUAGUAGCGCGAAAUACAACAUGACGAAGCGAACAGCAAAAGCUGACAAUUUUGUCUGGACAGACGAAGAGGUGGAGUUAUUGCUGCAAACAACCUUAAAUUACAAAACAACAAAGGCACAUCAGGGCGUGGACUGGGAGUCCUGCCAGGCAAAAUAUACAGACAUAUGGACCGAAUUUCUUCAGCAGUAUCCUAUACCUGGAGGGACAUCAUAUCCACACGAGAAAGACGCUAUUAGCAAAAGUCAGAUAACAUCAAAGCUGAAAGCCAUCCGGAUCAAGUAUAGGCAGGCUGUGGAUACCCAACGGCGGAGUGGCCAUGGGCGAGUAAUCACUCUAUAUUUUGAUUUAUGGAACGAAAUAUGGGGUGGGUCGCCAGCAACCACAGCAAUAGAGGCCGGUGUUGAAACAUCAGAGGUGAACGAAACCGUGGACACUAGUAGUGAGUCAAACGCGAGCAUUACAUCGUCUGAUCUGCCGAACACAGAAGAAUCAAUUGUCAGCCCCCAUACCUCAGCCCAGAAGCGGAGAAAUCUACUUCAGGCAAGGCUUGAUGGCCAUAAAGGUGAAAGGCUCCAGAAGAAACUUCGGGUGGAUCCAGUGCAGACUGACCUCGACAUAAAGAAGAAGAUUGUAGAUAUUUUGGAGAAGGCUGAAAAAAGCAACAGCAAUAGGCUGGACACAAUUGCAGAGGCUCAAAUUAGAAUAAGCCAUAGUUUUGAUGCCCUUGUGAGACACAUGACAUCUCAGCCACAAGCAAAUCGUGCCCCACCUGACCACUACAACACAGCACAGCUCAUGGCCCCUGCACAUCCAUACACACCAUCACCCAUGGGCCCUGCACAUUCAUACACAGCUCAGCCCAUGGCCCCCGCACAUUCGUGUACACCACCACCUAUGGGCCCUGCACAUUCAUACACACCAGCACCCAUGGGCCCUGCACAUUCGUACGCAACACAGCCGAUGGGCCCUGCACUUCCAUCCUCCUACAAACAAUUCCUGCUGGGGGAACACUCCGAUGAGGAAGAGACUUAA
Molecule: messenger RNA, 1161 nt
Organism: Paramisgurnus dabryanus
Lineage: Eukaryota; Metazoa; Chordata; Actinopteri; Cypriniformes; Cobitidae
Source: RefSeq, a predicted model, not a curated record